This is a messenger RNA of Aspergillus viridinutans, 589 nucleotides long. RefSeq lists its product as uncharacterized. The annotation marks the transcript as partial. Lineage: Eukaryota; Fungi; Ascomycota; Eurotiomycetes; Eurotiales; Aspergillaceae. The transcript is spliced from 2 exons. The record is from RefSeq and is a predicted model, not a curated record.
AUGAAAGCCCUGGACGACCUUGUCCGGUCAGGACGUGUUCGUUACAUCGGGGCGAGCAGUAUGUGGGCGACACAAUUCGCCCGUAUGCAGUUCUGCGCUGAACGUAACGGCUGGACGAAGUUCAUCAGCAUGCAAAAUCAAUACAAUUUAUUGUAUCGUGAAGAAGAGCGCGAAAUGAAUCGAUUCUGCAACGACACCGGUGUUGGGUUGAUCCCUUGGGCUCCUCUUUGCCGAGGCCACCUGGCGCGGCCACCAUCAAAGUUUGGCUUGACCCCUAGGAGCGAACUAGAGAAACAAGACUCGCAAGCUUCUGGGCUGUCAGAGCAAGACCUGACUAUAAUAAGACGGGUGAUCGAGAUCGGAGAAAAGCGCGGCUGGCCAAUGGCCCACGUUGCUCUUGCGUGGAUCAACAAGCGUAUCACAAGCCCCAUAAUUGGUUUCAGCAGUGUUGAAAGACUGGAACAGGCGAUUACAGCAAGGGGAAAGCGGUUGAAUGAUGAAGGAUCGAUACCUCGAGGAACCUUACCAACCGAAGCCUAUACGGAGGAGGGGGUGGAGAAAGGGAUGGAAGAUGAAGAAAGCACUUUAU